This is a messenger RNA of Stomoxys calcitrans (stable fly), 1728 nucleotides long. RefSeq lists its product as uncharacterized. Bases 1 to 1728 code for a protein of 575 amino acids. The transcript has a single exon. Lineage: Eukaryota; Metazoa; Arthropoda; Insecta; Diptera; Muscidae. The record is from RefSeq and is a predicted model, not a curated record.
AUGGUUUACAUGGGAUACGAAGGAUGGUCAACGUAUCGUAGCAAAGGGCCCUACAAUGAGGAUACGGUACUAAAAUCAAUGAUGGCUAGAUUGAAUUUUCCUAUUAUCUCUAUGAAGGGAAAUGUUUCUCAUUUCCUUUGGCACCACUACAAUCGUGAACUGUUGGCCAUGGCUUAUUUGAAAGGAAUACAGGAAGAGGAUAAGCUUCUGUUACAGACAUUAUGGAAAUCUUUGAGGCGCAACAUUAGAAGCCGAUUAAUUAUUGUGGCUAAAGACGAAAUGUCUGACAACUAUUUGGCAGACAUUGUAAAAUUUUGCAUCGAAAGAAAAGCCAUAAAUGUAAUGGUGGUCAAGGAAUCUGUGAGUGAUUCGCUACAAUUUUUUGUGCCUCAAAUAUUUCCACGAUUUUCUUUGAAUUCAAGAACAAUUUUGAAUAUUUCGGAGUUUGUUUUCUAUCCCAAUCAAAUUAAAAACAUGCAUGGUUCCACCUUGCGCAUAGUCAUGAAUAAAAAGAGCAAUAAGGCCUAUCUUCUCAGACAAUCAAAUGGCAAGGUUGUAUUGGCUGGCUAUGUGGGUCACCUUUUGUCGGCCUUUGCUAAGAAAUAUAAUGCCACCAUUAAGACACCAGCAUUUAGGGCCAACGAUACGAAUGUCAUAGUACGACAAAUAGAUAAGUUGGUCGAACAAGGUCUCUACGAAAUGUCAGCCGAGUUAACGAUGGACUUUGAAGGUAAUGCGGCUAUGGAGUAUUCGGCUAUUUGCGACUACUUGACAUGGUGCUUAAUGGUGCCCGUGGGUAAACAGAUCCCAACCUAUAAAUUGUAUGGCUUAAUUUUUGAUAUACCCACUGCCUCGUUGGUUCUUUUAGCUUCGGUGCUGACGACAGCAGUACUCAUCCUCUCAACAUGGCGAAAAGGCUCUCCCAUACUUCUUAAAGACACUCUAAUAAUCAUUUACAUCCUUAAUGGUCUUUUGGGGCAAUCGUUUAAAAUGGAACAAAAUUUUUUUGGCCUAAAAAGUUUUCUCUGUGUCAUGAUCUCCUUGGUUGGCAUAAUCUUCAAUACCAGCUUCGUAACAUAUCUACAAACAUACAAAACAACUCCUCCUAGUGAAAGUCCCAUCACAAACCUUGAGAUGUUGCAGAAAUCCGGUAUGCAAUUCAUCAUACAAAGUGAUGAGUUUGUUCUUCUCGAUUCCUAUGGAAACCUGACCGAAUACAAAGCUUUUGCCAAGGUGAUUUCAUCCUUUGACGAGUUAUACCAAUUGCGAGACAACUAUGAUAGUCGCUAUCUUUACACCGUCACCUCGUCCCAAUGGCCACUGCAUGAGCAGCAACAGAAAUUUUUCACCAAGCCUUUGUUUCGUCUCAGCGAUAUGUGUUUUGUUAAACUGACUGGAAUAAGUGUAGGUCUGCAGAACAACUCAAUAUAUAAAGAAGCGCUGGACCGAGUGAUUGACCAGGCUAUACAGAGCGGCCUAAUGACACAUUGGAAGAAUUUUGGCUUCUUGGAGAACGUACAACUGAAGCGAUUUAAUUUGAUGGACAUCACUCGGGGAUCCGACUUUGUAUCCAUGAGGCUGGAGGAUACAAAACUGCUUUUGUAUUUGUUUUCGUUUCUUAUCGCUUUAAUAUGUCUAUGCUUCAUUGGAGAAAUGUACUGGCACCACCGAUCCUGGCUAAGCCAAAAGCUUUAUGAAUGUAUGCCAAGAAAAUUAAGACGACACUAG